This is a messenger RNA of Lontra canadensis (Northern American river otter), 273 nucleotides long. It is a transcript of the gene LCE6A, whose product is annotated as late cornified envelope 6A. The record is from RefSeq and is a predicted model, not a curated record. NCBI's taxonomy places the organism in Eukaryota, Metazoa, Chordata, Mammalia, Carnivora, Mustelidae. The transcript is spliced from 2 exons.
AUGUCACAACAGAAGCAGGAAUCCUGGGAGCCUCCUAAUGCUCCCAAAUGCUCACCUCGACAGUGCCCAAAUGCCUCCCUGGCUCCCUGCUCUGCUCCUUGCUGUGACCUCUGUUCAGGAGGCUACAAUUCUGGUUCCCAAAAGCCCGGGGAGCAGAGCCCUGGCAGCUCUCAGAGGGCUCACCGCAAGAAGCCCCGCUGUCUCAGUGGUGGCUCAGUCUACCACAUCAAAGAGGAGGAGUGCUGAGGACAAGAAGUGAUUGACACACCCUAA